GACUGAGCACUUUGAUCAUUAGUAGUGUUCCAGUUGUGUUUCUGGUGAGAUUCAAUCGUGUCAUCCACACAGAUCUUCAGUGAUACGCUCGAAAAUGGGUCUUCUGGGCAAUUUCAUCCUCAUCUUCAUCGGCCUGAUCGGCUUCAUGGGCGUGAGAAUCUACAGGCAGUCGUUCGCGCCACAGCCAAAGCCCGAAAUGGACGUGGCCGCGUACUGGGGACCAGGAGACAAGGCCCUGUACAAAGAGGACACCGCCGUGCAUCCCUUCAAGAUCUCCUAUUCCGAGGAAGUUAUCAAGAAACUUAAGGAGAAACUCGAAGACUUCCCUGAACUCCAUGCGCCCCUCGAGGGAGUCAACUUUGAGUACGGUUUCAACAGCAAUCACCUGAAACAGGUGGUGAAGUACUGGAAAGAUGGCUAUCUGAGCAAGUGGGGCCUUCGCCAGACCUACCUCAACAAGUAUCCUCACUACAAGACUAAGAUCCAAGGCCUGGACAUGCACUUUAUCCACGUGAAGUCCGAAAAAGCCUCCGACAGACCGGUUUUGCCCAUUCUGCUGCUUCACGGAUGGCCAGGAUCCGUCGUAGAAUUCUAUUCUCUGAUUGAGAAGUUGAAGGGCAAUCAGGAGUACGACUUCCAGAUCGUCGCGCCCAGUCUGCCCGGCUACGGAUGGUCUCAGGCUUCCGCCAAGAAGGACUUGGGACACGUUGAAGUCGCUGUGAUCAUGCGAAACUUGAUGGUUCGUCUUGGAUAUCAGAAAUUCUACAUUCAGGGCGGCGAUUGGGGAUCAAUCAUUGGUUCGAACAUUGCUACACUCUUCCCUGAGAACGUUUUAGGCUAUCACUCCAAUAUGUGUGGAGCAAUGACUAAUGCAAGUGGUCUCAAGAUAUUCAUCGCUAGUUUCUAUCCAGAAUACUUUAUUCCCAAGGAAUACGUUCACUUCUUCUAUCCCUUCUGGUCAAAGUUUAGCUAUCUUCUGGAGGAGAGUGGAUACAUGCAUAUCCAAUGCACUAAACCAGACACUAUUGGGACAACCUUAAGCAAUAAUCCUAUUGGAUUGGUCGCUUACAUCCUUGAGAAGUUCUCCACAUGGACCAACAAAGAAUACCGAACACUGGCCGAUGGAGGACUCUCGAAACGCUUCACGAUGGAUGCUCUUCUGGACAAUAUUAUGGUCUACUACCUCACCAAUUCAAUCACUACCUCUCAGCGACUCUAUUCUGAGGCCUUUACGUUCCGUGAAUUGGGCUUGGGCAUCGAUCGGGUGCCUACACCUGUUCCUACAGGCUGUGCUCGAUUCCAACACGAUCUGUCGCACAGUAUUGAUUGGGUUCUGAAGGACAAAUACCCCAAUCUAGUCCACAGCACAUAUCACGAGCAAGGAGGACACUUUGCCGCCAUGGAAGUGCCUGAUGUGGUGUACAAAGACCUGCUGGAAUUCCUUCAGAAGGCUCAGAAUCAGGGCAAAGUCAAGAGCGAAUUGUAAGAAUGUCAAAA
Phlebotomus argentipes is the source of this 1497-nucleotide messenger RNA. Its product is annotated as juvenile hormone epoxide hydrolase 2-like. The transcript is spliced from 5 exons. The coding region runs from base 95 to 1486 and encodes 463 amino acids. Gene Ontology annotation, molecular function: epoxide hydrolase activity. Gene Ontology annotation, biological process: epoxide metabolic process. The record is from RefSeq and is a predicted model, not a curated record. Lineage: Eukaryota; Metazoa; Arthropoda; Insecta; Diptera; Psychodidae.